Messenger RNA from Tripterygium wilfordii, 1126 nucleotides. RefSeq names its product probable xyloglucan endotransglucosylase/hydrolase protein 23. The transcript is spliced from 3 exons. Bases 101 to 1003 code for a protein of 300 amino acids. Gene Ontology annotation, cellular component: cell wall; apoplast. Gene Ontology annotation, biological process: cell wall biogenesis; xyloglucan metabolic process. Lineage: Eukaryota; Viridiplantae; Streptophyta; Magnoliopsida; Celastrales; Celastraceae. Gene Ontology annotation, molecular function: hydrolase activity, hydrolyzing O-glycosyl compounds; xyloglucan:xyloglucosyl transferase activity. The record is from RefSeq and is a predicted model, not a curated record.
CCACACUUCCUAACACUCCUAUAUAUGGACACUAGAUGUCACUAAUUCUUUGGUGUCUCAACAACACAAAGUCCAAAACUUCAUCACCACCCACAAUUCAAUGGCUGCUCUACAUGAUUCCUCUAAUUCAAGCAUUGUAGUGUUGGUUUUGAUGAUCAUAUCACUUGCAAUGGCCAGCAAUUUUUACCAAGAUGUUGAUAUAACAUGGGGAGAUGGUCGCGCUAAGGUACUCAACGGUGGCAAUCUUGUUACUCUUUCUCUUGAUAGAGGCUCUGGGUCGGGUUUCCAAUCCAAGAAUGAGUAUCUUUAUGGAAAGUUCGAUAUGCAAAUCAAGCUCGUCUCUGGUAAUUCUGCAGGCACUGUCACAGCCUACUAUUUGAAAUCACGAGGGUCAACAUGGGAUGAGCUAGACUUCGAAUUCUUAGGCAAUUUGAGCGGCGAUCCUUAUACAAUCCACACGAAUGUAUACACCAAUGGCAAAGGAGAUAGAGAGCAACAAUUCUAUCUUUGGUUCGAUCCAACUAGCGAUUUCCACACGUAUUCGAUCCUCUGGAAUCCUAGACAUGCUGUCUUCUACGUGGACGGUAGGCCAAUUAGAGAGUUCAAGAACUUGGAAUCAAUGGGUGUGCCAUACCCAAAAACACAGGUAAUGAGGCUGUAUUCCAGUUUGUGGAACGCGGACGAUUGGGCCACGAGAGGUGGGCUUGUGAAGACGGACUGGACCCAAGCUCCUUUCACUGCUUCCGUCAAGAACUUCAAUGCUGAUGCUUGUGCUUGGUCCAAUGGAGCCUCUACUUGUGGUUCAAAUUUUUCGUCAUCGAAACCUAGUUGGUUCUCACAAGAGCUUGAUUUGUCAGGACAACAACAGUUGAAAUAUGUACAGAAGAAUUACAUGGUAUACAAUUAUUGUACGGACACUAAGCGAUUUCCACAAGGACUUCCUCGAGAAUGCACUGUUAGCAGUGGCGGAUCGAGAAUCAGAACUCACUGGGGGCACAACUAAGCAGCGGGGGUCCAGGGGCAACGGUGCUAAAUAUAUAUAUUUUUUUCGGUUACUUAUAUGGCGCGAAGAUAAUCACUAGGAAUAGUUUCAAUCAAUAAAACACUAUAGCUUUAGUUAUCAUAA